AUGGAUGCGGACACUCAAGCUCUCGUCGACAGGAGAUCUGGCGAAUUGGUCCAAUGGCACAUAUACUGGACAACACCAGCUCUCAUAGUAGCGUUGUUCAUGGCUGGAUUCGCGGCGGCAGUGGGCCAUCACUUGUUUUACAUGCAUCUCAAUGGGAAGCCGGCCACCGAGCAACUGAAGAUGGUGCGAUAUGGUACAGCCUUGGCUUUCUUUGUGAAAAGCACACUGGUCGGGACCGUUAUCAUGUGCAACCGUCAGCGCAUAUGGUAUACCUUCCGACGAAAGGCGAUGACGAUCAAUGGUAUUGAUGGCCUGUUUUCUGCAACGGAAGAUCCGACGCAGUUCUUCCUCAACUGGGAGAUGAUCAGAAAUGGCAAGCUUGCUACGCUCAUGGCAGCCUGUACCUGGGAGUCUACAUACAAUUUUCGGGACAUGAGUAAAUUCUGGCAAAAGAGCUUGAAUUUCUACAACACCACUGAGCCAAUCGAAGAGGAAAGGAGAGAUGGAGAAUUCUAUCCCGCGGCAACGGGUACAGGAAGCUUCUUCGACUACUACGAUCAGCCGUCGAAGAAUGCACGCCGAUUAGCCUUCAGCGCAUUCGAGAACGAGCCAAACCUUUGGAUCGGAUACGCCAUCAACACCUCCAAGCCGUACUCGCACGAUGCAGAACCGGAGUACAAGGCCAAAUGGGGAAAUUUACAUGAGCCGAAGAUAUUCAAAUGCGUCAUGCAAUACACCAGAUAUACUUUCAACAUGAGCUACAAUCCUAGACAGUCCGCAACCCGCUUGGAACGAGAAUUCCUGCGACCGGUCAUCGGCGACCAUCCCAUCGAACCCCAGAAAAAUACCGAAGAAUACAAAGUAACGGCUUCCUUCCAUACUCUAGGUUCACUCCUACGACGCUUCCUGCGUGGCAAAAUCGAAAAGCAAAAGAUCCUCAUCACCUACUCGGAUCUAUCUGAGACGCGAUUAGUCAACAGCAGCACCUCGUACCCAUUGGUGGAUCUGAAGACAGAAAUACAAGACCUCUUCGAAGAUAUACUAAUCACUCUUCUCAACGACCCAAAUCUAGCCGUGGUUCAGACGCAAGAAGUGCCCUGCACAAAGUCCCGAACCAUGGUGGUAUACGUGUAUUAUAAACACUCUCUCUGGAUCGGAUACGCAAUCGUCAUCGCGAUUACUUUCGCUUUCAUCCUGGUUGGCGCAUGGUCGCUCCACAUGAACGGGGUAGCUUCGGAUGUGCUCUUCUCUCGCAUUAUGGCUACCACCCGUAAUCCUACGCUGGAUCAUUUGAGUGUUGGGGCAUGCUUGGGUGGAGACCCCUUUCCCAAGGAGCUGGCGAAGACGAAGUUGCGCUUUGGUGUACUCCUUGAAGAUGAUCCUAGGGAGGGACCUUUGGGCAAGGUGGAGCAUUGUUGCUUUGGUACUAUGGGCGAAACGAAGGAGAUUGUCAAAGGUGGCACGUAUGCAGGACUGAAGGAGUAUAGGGCCGAUGCAUGA
This is a messenger RNA of Alternaria infectoria, 1500 nucleotides long. RefSeq lists its product as uncharacterized. The transcript has 4 exons. The record is from RefSeq and is a predicted model, not a curated record. The coding region runs from base 1 to 1500 and encodes 499 amino acids. Lineage: Eukaryota; Fungi; Ascomycota; Dothideomycetes; Pleosporales; Pleosporaceae.